Apodemus sylvaticus (European woodmouse) is the source of this 1615-nucleotide messenger RNA. It is a transcript of the gene Prkrip1, whose product is annotated as PRKR interacting protein 1. Bases 66 to 629 code for a protein of 187 amino acids. The record is from RefSeq and is a predicted model, not a curated record. Lineage: Eukaryota; Metazoa; Chordata; Mammalia; Rodentia; Muridae. Gene Ontology annotation, cellular component: nucleolus. Gene Ontology annotation, biological process: negative regulation of protein kinase activity. The transcript has 6 exons. Gene Ontology annotation, molecular function: protein kinase inhibitor activity; protein kinase binding; double-stranded RNA binding.
CGCUCUGUGUCGUCAUCAAGACGCGCGGCCGCCAGCAGCGUUCGUAAAGAAGUACGGAAGCUGUUAUGGCGAGUCCGGUUGCCACUUCUGUCAGGCCGCCCAGGCCCAAGAAAGAGCCGCAGACGCUCGUCAUCCCCAAGAAUGCGGCCGAGGAGCAGAAGCUCAAGCUGGAGCGGCUCAUGAAGAACCCGGACAAAGCAGUUCCAAUUCCAGAGAAAAUGAAUGAAUGGGCACCUCGACCUCCUCCAGAAUUUGUCCGAGAUGUCAUGGGGUCCAGUGCCGGGGCUGGCAGUGGAGAGUUCCACGUGUAUAGGCACCUACGGCGGAGAGAGUACCAGCGGCAGGACUACAUGGAUGCCAUGGCUGAGAAGCAAAAACUGGAUGCAGAGUUUCAGAAGAGACUAGAAAAGAAUAAAAUUGCUGCAGAGGAGCAGACUGCAAAGCGCCGGAAGAAGCGUCAGAAGUUAAAAGAGAAGAAGCUACUGGCAAAGAAGAUGAAACUUGAACAGAAGAAACAGAAGGAAGAACCCAGGCAGUGCCAGGAGCAGCGUGCCAGCAGCAGCUCUGAGGAGGAAUCUGGAACUGAGGAGGAGGAAGAGGAGCCCAGUGUCGUCAUCACGGGGCGAUGAGGCGCUCCAGCAGUUGUGAGCCCGGCUCGUUCUGUGACCAGCCUCAGAAAAGAAAAGGCUGUGUGUGCCCAGCUGCCAGACUGGCUGUGCUGGGAGAGGCAGCACCUCCUGCAGCCCUUAGACUGUGCACCGUGCCUCCCGUGUCCUGCCUGCUCUUGCUGGAGGGGAGUGAGGGCCUCGCCUCCCCUGGCCUGCUCCCUUCCACUUCAGCAGCAGUGAGCUCUGGUCUGGCUUCUGUGAAGGGAAUAUUUAUUUAGUAAAGAGCAGAAAACCUAUAGGUCUUGUCCACACGUGCGAGAUGUUGGUUACCAAAGCCUCAGCGAAGCCAUGAAAUGCCCGAGCCUGGGCCUUGAGAUCUGGCAGGUCCUCUGUGCAGGCCUCCUGGGCCUGCUACCCGGGCACCUGGGAAGGCUCACACUUCAGCUCUGUCCAUUUAUGGAGCAGCAGAAUUCAAAGCUGCAGAUCCGUGCCCACCCAGCAGUUCUCAAAGCAAGUAUGGGCCAGCAGGGGCCUCAGUCGGGGCAGAAGGAGAGAGGAGCCAGGAAAACAGCAAGUGAUGAAAGAAAACAGGAGCGUCCCAGAGAGCUGGGGCGGAGAAAGCCUUCCUCCUCCGUCCUUAGACCGGGAGCUCUAAGCUGAGAGGGACUGGACAGGGUGGAACUCUUAGGUGUGGAAAGCCCUCCUUGCACCAGGAUUGGGAGGCUGCCAGUCUCUCACUGAGUAUCCUUGAGUGACGGGUUCAAACCUGCUGUGUGUACUGGCCCAGAGUGCAAGCAACACCACAGAAUAUGGAGGAACAGGCAUCAUGCCGGGGAGCAGACCCAGCACUGCCUUGGUCCUCAGAGCCGUCAGGCCAGUGGGGCAGCAGGCAGUUUCUGGGUUGGGGGUCUGGCGUGUCUCCAGCUUCCAAGUGUGUGGUGUCCCUUUUAUGGAUGCUGGUAGCAUUUUGAGUGAAAGGAAAGCUAAGAAUAUCUUCUACUUCUUAA